AUGCGAAACGGAUUUGAUGCGGCUGAUCUUGCCAUUCCACUUUUUCUUCUGUCUUCCUCGCCUUCAACGUCCGAACAAAGUUCCUUGAAGAAGUCUCUUUUUGUUUUCUCUUCUUUCGUUCUAUUUUUCAGUAUUUCUUCUUUCUGUUAUCUCAUUUGCUUCCUUUUUUCCUUAUUAACCAAAAACUCUCAUUUAUUUUCUUUUUAUUCUUGCAUAUUUUUCUUUCUCUCUUUCCUUUCUUCUUGUCUUCAUUUUACUUUUCAUCUUUUCUUUCUUUUUCUAUUUUCUUUUUUUUUUAAUUUUUACCAUUUCUGUAUAAAUUCUCUUUCUGAUUUUUCCAAUUUCGUUUGUAACUUUUCUUUCUUUCUUUUUUUUUUGUUCCUGUUUACACCUUUUCAUUUUCUCUUUUACGUUCUUUUUGCAUUUAAAAUUUUUUUUUUCGUUUUCAAUCUGUCUUUCUUUUUCUCUUUACUUUUGUUUUCGCUUUUUCCGUUUCUCUUUUUCGUUUCACCUUUGUCUUUUCGUUUUAUCUCUUCUUUUUCUAUUCUCUUUUUCAGUUUCUCUUUUUCGUUUUCACCUUUUCCUUCUUUUUCUAUUUUCAUUUUCUUUGUACAUUUCCGUGUCUCUUUUUUGUUUUCACUCUUUCUUUCUUUUUCUCUUUUCUUUUUGUUUUCGCUUUUUCCGUUUCUCUUUUUCGUUUCACCUUUUUCUUUUCGUUUUAUCUCUUCUUUUUCUAUUCUCUUUUUCAGUUUCACUUUUUCGUUUUCACCUUUUCCUUCUUUUUCUAUUUUCAUUUUCCUUGUACAUUUCCGUGUCUCUUUUUUGUUUUCACUCUUUCUUUCUUUUUCUCUUUUCUUUUUGUUUUCGCUUUUUCCGUUUCUUUUUUUCGUUUUCACCUUUUCUUUUCGUUUUAUCUCUUCUUUUUCUAUUCUCUUUUUCAGUUUCUCUUUUUCGUUUUCACCUUUUCCUUCUUUUUCUAUUUCUUGUUCCUUGUAUAUUUCCGUGUCUCUUUUUCGGUUUGACUCCUUCUUUCGUUUUUUUCUUUUCUUUUUGUUUUCUCUUUUUCAGUUUCUGCUAUUCGUUUUUACUUUUUUUUCUUUUCUCUUUUCUUUUUUGUUUUCUCUUUUCCCCUUUGUCUUUUUCGUUUUCAUCUUUUCUUUCGUUUUCUCCUUUUCAAUUCCUCUAAGCAUUUCUCUUGAUUUCCGCUACUCUUACCCUGCUUUCCAAUUUUAA
This is a messenger RNA of Acanthosepion pharaonis, 1233 nucleotides long. Lineage: Eukaryota; Metazoa; Mollusca; Cephalopoda; Sepiida; Sepiidae. The record is from the annotation of a GenBank genome assembly.